CCCGAUAUACCCUCCCGAUCAAGUUCAUACCUAAUCUCUCCCCCACGUCCUCCACGCCUAUAUAAAUCGCAAGUCAGAAAACUUGUUUGGCGAAUUCCUCUUCUAGCUGCAACACGCCACCGCAUAUCAUCCCAAGAGAGAAGAGACCAUCCACAGCCAGCCCAAGGAUCUCUUCUCCAAAUCGCUCCCAUGGAGGCUGCACGGAUCCCAGCUUUUCUGCUCCUCCUCCUUGGAGUCAUCUGGUCGCGUGCACAGCUCGGUGCCGAGGCAGCUGGCACCACGGUUUUCACGCUGCGCAACAACUGCACCCACGCGAUCUGGCCGGCCACAUUGUCCGGCAACAGCGCCGCCGCCAUCGGGGGCGGCGGCUUCGAGCUCGCCGCCGGCGCCACCGUAUCUUUCCCGGGCCCGACGGGCUGGUCCGGCCGCUUCUGGGCGCGCACGGGCUGCGUCGCCUCCGGCGCGUCGACCCUCGCCUGCGCCACGGGCGACUGCGGCGGCGCCGUCAGUUGCUCCCUCGGCGGGGCGCCGCCCGUGACGCUCGCCGAGUUCACCCUGGGAGGCGCCGACGGGAAGGACUUCUACGACGUGAGCCUGGUGGACGGGUACAACGUCGGCAUCGGCGUGGUGGCGACGGGCGCCAAGGUGAACUCGUCGACGUGCGGCUACGCCGGGUGCGUGGCCGACGUGAACGCGCUGUGCCCCGCGGAGCUGCAGGUGACGGGGAAGGAAGGCGACCUGGAGGGGAAGACGGUGGCGUGCCGGAGCGCGUGCGAGGCGUUCGGGACGCCGGAGUACUGCUGCACGGGCGCGCACGGCGGGCCGGACAGCUGCGGCCCGACCAAGUACUCCAAGCUCUUCAAGGCGGCGUGCCCCGCGGCGUACAGCUACGCCUACGACGAUGCCACCAGCACCUUCACCUGCGGCGCCGGAGCGCAAUACCUCAUUACAUUCUGCCCAGCGCAGUAGUAGUAGAAGGAUACCUUGCCGAUCCGGCUUGUCCGGCCAGUAUAGAUCUCAUUGAACUUUUGAUUAGAAGUUUAGAACAUUACUACUAUACUGUUAACUUUUUAUUAGAACAUUACUAGUACUAUACUGUUUUUGAACUUUUGAUUAGAACAUUGCCAGUUUUACAGAGAA
This is a messenger RNA of Lolium perenne, 1140 nucleotides long. Its product is annotated as pathogenesis-related thaumatin-like protein 3.5. NCBI's taxonomy places the organism in Eukaryota, Viridiplantae, Streptophyta, Magnoliopsida, Poales, Poaceae. The record is from RefSeq and is a predicted model, not a curated record.